Messenger RNA from Mycena citricolor, 3496 nucleotides. Lineage: Eukaryota; Fungi; Basidiomycota; Agaricomycetes; Agaricales; Mycenaceae. The record is from the annotation of a GenBank genome assembly.
GUGCGGUCGAAUGUAAGGAAAGGAGACUUUGUGACAUAACGCGGCUUUGGGUAUGUGAUGUCGUCACGUGACGGCGCACGUCUGAUGGCGCCAGCACGGCGCCGCCCUUUUGUUCAGUCAUGGCGAGUCAGCUACGGAAGCGAAGAUAGGAUUGGCGAUGACUGGCGACGACUCGUGUAUUGUCUUCCUACUCGAUCGAGUGCGACACAUGGCGUCGUGUUCUUCAACGAGCAAACCCCCAGAUCGUCGGCGAAAACUUCUCCUUAUCAGACCCUAAGGCUUCCUCAAACCCACCGGGAAACCCAAUUUUGGGUCCCAUCUGUCAUCUUUCGUCGUUCUCCGCACGCUUCUUCCGCGCGUUCUCCAUUCUUCGAUAUGGUUUGUGAUGCAGACUGAUCAUGAGCGGUAGGACGCCGCAACACGCGCCGCGAUGCAGUAAUGUAGAAUGACAACCGCUGCUGCGGUUUGUGCUGCGGUUUUUCCUUCUUGGGGGUGAUGCUGCCCAGGGUCUGUCCGGUUCGCUCGGCACGAUCUCUACGCCCGUUGUCCGUUUUUAGCAUACGAAACUAACUCCAGGCCCGUUGCGCAGGAAGCCUGCGGACACUUGCCUUCCAGAAAUCCAACUUGCGCAUCACUCGACCUGGAGCAAGCCAAGGUCCCCCGCCCACAUACCCAGACCACCGAAGUGCAUUGUCCCGGUCUUCAUCUAAUGGACGAUCCCACGCACUGUCCCGGCGUCUCUGCAUCCGACAUGCCGUCUCCUCGACAUCGCCGCAUAAGGAGCGCAAUUCCCAAGGACGUUGGGCUGUGUUAUAGAGUUACAGGGAACGGCGUGAUGACACCACUCUAACCCGCCCACUCCCUCUACCUGCACCAACCAUGGACGCAGUCAACGCGCACCGCGACAACGCCAUCAGCAACCCCUUGUCUCCGCUGGAGGUUCUCGCGCGGACACACGCCAUCCUGUGCACGGUGGGAUUUCUCAUCCUCCUACCUCUCGGUGUCCUCCUCGCUCGAUACGUCCGCACCUUCACCGGCCGCUGGUUCUGGGGCCACGCCAUCCUGCAGCUCGUCAUCUCGGGUCCCGUGAUCUUCGCUGGCUGGGCGGAGGGGCACAAGCUGUCCAAGCAGCUUGGGUUCUUGACUGUGCAUGACCCGCACCAGAAGAUCGGUGUCGCUCUGCUUGCGCUCUAUGUGUUCCAGCUGCUCGUGGGGAUCGUCAUCCACUUCUUCAAGUGCGCGGGUCUCUUCAGAGGCCACCGCCCGCCGCAGAACUACAUCCACGUGCUGCUCGGCUUGACCAUCCUGGCACUGGCCGCCUAUCAAGCGCACUACGGCCUGUACACCGAGUGGAACUACGCCAUCGGGGAGAACCAUGAAGUGCCCGACUCUGCCAAACAUGCUUGGCUUGCUCUCGUCGUGGUCUUCUGGGUGCUCUAUUUCCUGGGCAUGGCGCUCUUCCCCCGUCAGCUCAAGCAGGAAGGCGAAUUCAGAAGUAGAGCACGUGGGGAUUUGAGAGGCAAGGUGCAGGAUGAGGGCACGGCAUCCGCUUGAAGAAUGACGCCCGGCCCCUUCGUACAGUAGAGUCAAGAGUGAGCCGUCCAGCCAAGAACUGUUUAGGGACUUCUCUUAAUUUUUUCUGUUCUGCUGCUACGCGCGUGACUUGUUGAAAUUAACUUGGGAACUUCGAGUUCUCAACCUGAAGUCUUGAACGACGAUACGGUCACGUGUGUACCCGACGUCAAGGGCUCGCGGCCCGGUUGACAUAAAUCCCCUAUCCGCGACAACCAUGACCUCGUUUCCGCUCCACUCCACCAUGCACCAGCCACAUGUCUCUAGCCCUCUUGUGUCCUCUUCCUCCGAAUCCGACAACAGCAGUGAUUCCGAAGCCACGCUCGAAGACCUGGACUGGUCCCAGGAGAAUGCGCUGCAGCGCUUGCCUGGUCCAGGCCCGACGCGCAGCCUGCACACUCAGGGGGUGUCGCAUUCUCGGCCAGAUUCCGCAUGCAGCGAUGUCUCGUGGCGGUCCUCCUCGUCCUCCGAGAACUCUUCCGUCGUGUAUGACAUCGAUUUCGAGUCACUCAUUGACGAACUGAUGAUGGAGGAGCCCUUCCCGUUGAGCGAGUCCCGGAACACGGUCGCCGUCGCCGCAUCACACGACGCCGCUACGGACUCAAUGCUCAUCAAAUAUCUCCAUGAGUCCUCGCCCGAGUUGCUGAUCACACUCCGUCUCAACCAUGACCAAUACCGAGAUGACCCAUGGAACCCUAUCCCCCACAUCCUAUGCGCGGUGCACCGAGACGAUCACGUGUUCCUCUGCCUGCAACGCCUCGUGGAGUUCAACGAGCCUCCACUGAAGAAUGUAGCCAAUUGCGUAGAUUUCUUCCGACAAGUGUUAGAGGGCUUGACGUUUCUCCACGAACAUUCUAUCGGCCAACUAUCGUCAGCUGAAUCUGUCCGGGCCUUCGACCGCACCCUCUAUCCUGUGCGAUACUACCUUACGAACCUGGCAUCUGCAUGCGAGUUGGACUCUCUGACGGACGAGGAAGCAGCAGAGAUCAUGCGCAGAGACGUCCGAGAGUGUGCAGAAAUGAUGGAGAAUGUCGGCGAAUCGAUCCCGGUCAUCUCCACCAAACUCGUCACACUGGUGACGGCCAUGAAGACAGGGACCUUCGACGCAGACGCUUCCCGCAAGCUGUUCGAAGCGCUCUGCAAGUCUCUGCCGUCCGAGGUAUUCGAUCUGCCUGCCGAAAUACAUGUGAGCACGACACACGACCAUACACCGGAAGCCCGAGUGCACGUUCCUGCGAAGCCUGAAAUUCGCUCGUCGCCUUCUGCUCCUCUGCUCCACCAGCGAACCGCCGGCCCGCUGCAUACCAUCAAUCUGCUCAGGAAGCCUAAAUCGAGUUCGAUCACGCCACAGUCGCUCUGUUCUCCACCUCAGUCGAGAUCUGUCCGAUGAGGUAUAUACGAUUUUCCGGAGGGGGCGGAUCAGCGUACCAGUACAUUGAGGUCAUUGUUACUGCUAGAGUUGCUGGUUCGUGGUAGGAAGGAGCGAUCACGUGGGGAAGUGUUUGGUUCCAACUGCAACUUGUAUACGUCAUUAGCAGUCUAGACGCGUCGUCGAAAUGUUUCACACGCACAGCUUAAAGUCAUGAAGUUACACAUGACUUUGGGCACGAACUGGUCUGUUUUUUGUUCCAUGGAGCCUGUGCAGCUGGAUCAGAUGCAUGUGUGAACGCUGAAGGCUGAAUUUUCUUUCGAGUUGCUGGCUAGAGGCUGAGAAGCAAUUGAUCGCCGGGGAAUUGCAUCGAUGUCGUUCUAGAUGAUUAUGCAAGGCAUGUCUUCAUUUGCGACGUACAUACCAAGACCCGAGUGGGUCCGGUCAAGAUCGAGCUAGUUUCGAGAUGAAUGCGGAGAUAAAUCCACUAGGGCUCCUGUAUUUUCUGAUUUUUUCUGUUCAUUUUAGAUCAGAAAUGUUGAAUGUGCAACUAGG